AUGAAUGCUACACGGCCAGCACGAUGCCUUUUAUGCAGCUUCUCCCGUGCUGCCACGCCGGCCACGCGAGUCCCCCGUCGCCAAUUCCAUCCUACACCUGCGUCUCUCUCGAACCGGAAACCAAAAUUCCCCAGUAUUAAGGCUCCUCAGGACCAAACCUUCAAGCAGUACACAGAAGCUCAGAAGGCCGAGCUCGCCAAGCACUACACCGAAGCACAGAUGGCUGCUAUCGAGGCAGGCGAAGCUGCCAUCGACCCCAAGGAUCUGGCAGAGGGGUUCCACAAACGUCUUGACCCGAUGCAGUUCCGGUACAUCGAUGAUUUUUCAGUGAUCGAGCCCGGCAUCGACCACCACCAGCGCGCCCCGGUGUCGAACACAGACUACGACUUCAAGCUGAAGGAUGAAGACGAUUUUGUACAGGACUUCGGUCGCUUCAUCGCCGACAUGCCCGAAGGAGCAGCAGGUUCCGACUUUGUACGGUUUGCAGACAACCUGCGCGUCACUCACGGCAAGGAGGAAAACGAGCUGAACCCCAACAGCUCACUGGUUCCAGACUUCUUCGGUCCUGGUGAGACUAUCGACGAGCCCACUGUCGCGAAUCGGAAGACAGCCGCCGAGAAAGGCGAGAAGGAGCGCUCGGCGGAAGCGGAGGAGAUGACAGAUGCCCUCAAGAGCCUUCUCUUGGCUACGGGCUACACAGAGCGACAAGUCAAGGAACUUCGCACCAAGACCCUCGUCUCUCACAGCGUCACCAACCAGACCCGACUAGGAAAGGUCCGCCGCCAAUACCGUCUCUCCAUUGCCGGUAACGCAAAUGGUCUGCUCGGUAUCGGUGAAGCCAAGUCCGAGGAAGCGUCUGACGCAAGGACCCAAUCGCAGUACCGUGCCAUCCGUAACAUGCAGCCCAUUCCUCGUUAUGAGAACAGGACCAUCUAUGGUGAUGUUAACGGCAAGGUCGGAGCCACUUCGGUGAAGCUGAUGCACCGUCCACCAGGCUUCGGUCUCCGUGUCCAGCAUCUCAUCUAUGAGAUGUGCCGUGCUAGCGGUAUUCACGACCUGUCGGCCCGCACUGGCCGUUCAAGGAACCCAAUGAACACGGUCAAGGCCGCCUACCAGGCCCUCAUGAGCCAGCGUAACCCCGAGCAGGUCGCUCACGCACUCGGCAGAAAGAUUGUCGAUGUGCGCAAGGUGUACUACGCGGGUAAGGUCUAA
Molecule: messenger RNA, 1212 nt
Organism: Penicillium soppii
Lineage: Eukaryota; Fungi; Ascomycota; Eurotiomycetes; Eurotiales; Aspergillaceae
Product: mitochondrial 37S ribosomal protein uS5m
Exons: 2
Coding region: 1-1212 (403 amino acids)
Biological process (GO): translation
Cellular component (GO): ribosome
Molecular function (GO): RNA binding; structural constituent of ribosome
Source: RefSeq, a predicted model, not a curated record